AUGUCCGAUUCCAAGAAUUAUUAUAUUUCACCUCGGUUCGACCAAGCCUGGUGGCGUCUAAGCGACGAAGAUGUUUCCAACGUAGCAGAAGGAGAGGUUUUAGGUCAAGGCGGCGUCUUCAUGCUCUUCUAUGAGCGGUCUGACAUCGACCUAACUCCGCUUUCGCAAGUCUCUACUGAAACUGCAGUUAAUGCACCUUCCGCAGUGCUCCAUACACCCUUGUCACUUGUAGACGAUCUCAUCAAAGUUUGCGGAAGCUCUCCUGUGCCCUCGGAUGAUGCUACGCGAGUGCCGCUUCCGGACGAUGAUUCUGAAGCUGAACUUUAUCCUGAUCUCCGGAAAUUCGCUUUAAUGACGACAGAUUCAAAUCUGGAUGGCGUUAGGGCGUCGAGAACGAUGGUACUUCAUGCCUCAUCGUCAUCUAGUGAUGCCUCGGGAAGCGCCCAGCAACCUGCAGCAAAUGGAGACAUCAGCCUACCGGACGCCGAAGAGUCACAAUCGACAAACUUGACUAGUGAUGAAGACGAAUCCGAGACUGACUACCUACCUUCCGACGUGCCUGUGAGCCAGCCUAUAGCGAGUCAUAGCCCGGCGUUGAUGAGGACCGCAGGAGUGUCUGGACAUUGCAGGACCAGCGGUUCCAGGUCUUCUCUACCUAUGGUUGCUGCUACAUGAUAUUUUCUCUUUCGAAGAUCAACUCACUCAUGUGAGGCGACUGGGCAAUGGCGUUGGGUUGCUGUCCCAGCGUUGUUUGAGGUUUGCUAUGAACACGGUGCUUCAGCAUUGCAUUGGGAUGAGUUAACGUGGGCAUUUUGUGACCGCAUGCUUGGCGUUUGAGAUAGCGGAGUUUUUGGUUCUGGGUGCAUUGUAUGUCGUAGUCUCCUCAGAGGGCGCAUCUCGGUGGUGUGUCAAUUGAACUAUUCCCA
This is a messenger RNA of Mytilinidion resinicola, 926 nucleotides long. RefSeq lists its product as uncharacterized. Lineage: Eukaryota; Fungi; Ascomycota; Dothideomycetes; Mytilinidiales; Mytilinidiaceae. Bases 1 to 675 code for a protein of 224 amino acids. The record is from RefSeq and is a predicted model, not a curated record. The transcript has a single exon.